AGCUGGGGACAGACUGUCAUCUUUGAUUCUUGAGUCCCUGUUCUGUGAAGGAAUCAUGACUUGGCUUUUGGUUCAGAUCCUUGGGAUCAUCUGUGGAGGCAUUGGGAUGAUUCUUACCUGGAUCAUUACGAUCAUGCCUCAGUGGAGGAUUUCUGUUCUGGCAGAGAACCACGCACUUGCCAAUGGUCGGAUUGAUGGACAGUGGAUCAGCCGGUGGGAUGGCUUGUGGACAACCUGUGUCAGCCAUGCCCGGGUCUCUUUGCUGUGCAACAGUUAUGAAUCUAUGGUGUCGCUGACAACAGACUUAAAAGCUGGAAGAGUUUUGAUGGGCUUUGCUCUUGUGAUGACUUUCAUAGCCUGUACCUUUUCUCUUAUUGGAAUUCUCUUGACCAGAUGCAGUAAAGAGGGCUGGGAGACAAGACACUGCAUGCGUCUGACAGCAGGAGUCUUAUAUAUCAUAAGUGCUGCCCUCAUAAUAAUUCCAGUGGCCUGGACAACCAGCAACAUUAUCCAAAAAUCCUAUGAUGCUGCUGUAUGCAGAGGAGCAGUGAGGAUAGAGAUGGGUGAAGCCCUCUUCCUGGCAUGGCCUGCUAUUGUCUUUAUUCUUAUCGGAGGAAUAAUCAUGUGUUGGCGAUAUGACUGCAGAUGCAAUAAGGACAGCUGUGGCUACGUGCCACCUCGUGAAUGUGAGAUGGAGUGCAGACCAAGUCAUCCAGAGGAACGGCGAAAUUGCAAUAGCCGGAGUGAAUAUAUAUAGAAGACAAGAGCUUGAUAAAGCUGAGAAGGACUGAAAAGU
Molecule: messenger RNA, 796 nt
Organism: Nanorana parkeri
Lineage: Eukaryota; Metazoa; Chordata; Amphibia; Anura; Dicroglossidae
Product: claudin-8-like
Exons: 1
Coding region: 56-757 (233 amino acids)
Biological process (GO): cell adhesion; bicellular tight junction assembly
Cellular component (GO): bicellular tight junction; plasma membrane
Molecular function (GO): structural molecule activity
Source: RefSeq, a predicted model, not a curated record